CAUUCACGUUAUUUAUAUAACCACCAGCAGCAGCGCAAUAACACUGAACAUGAAAAGAACACGCCUGACUGCUUGCCUAUACUAACGCCGUGACGUUUGGAAUGCACCCUUGAGUCCAGCCAGCGAGAUGUCAUAACGAAAAUCGGACGAUGUGUAUUUUACUUUGUCUUUGAUAUCAUCCACCCCAAAAGCCCCUUGUUCUUUUCUACUAGCACAGCACAGCAUGUUUUAAAUUGAAAGAGUUACGUUGUCCCGGACAAAAUAAUUACAUGAGCGCUUGGGUUGUAUCGUAUUAUAAAGGACCGACGCGAGUAGCGUGGGACAGAGAGGAGAAAUAUUAAACUACUAAGACAAGAAAACAUUGCUGCUCGAAAUUAAUCUCGUACUAUGAGGGUGAUGUUGGUGCUGCAGCGGAAACUAGGAGAGAAGCGGAUGCAAGGAUUUAAAUAAAUAAGAAAUGAGGUGUCUCAGGGAGCCGAGUUGUAGAAGAUAUCUCGCACCUAAAGAAGGUUGGUUAAAAUUACAAACCCCCAAAAGAGGAGAAUCCUCGGAAUACCUCGGAAUUGCUUCGUAAACCCCUCCUAAACUCCGUGCCUGGACAAAAGGGAGUGUUACAUAGUACAGUGCAGCACGACAACAGCCGUGAUUCAAAAACAGCUGAUGGAUGGAUCCUGAGAUACAAGACCUGUGGUUCAAAACUGGCACUGCUGGGUUUACACAAAAGAAGAAGAAGAAAAACAUUGUUUUAUUCGGACGAUUCCUUAAAACCUUUAAGUGUUGCACUGAGUAUUCUUGUUAUUCGCUUGGGUCUUCAGAGAAGUCACCACCCCCCUCCUCUAGCCCUUCUCUACCAUCCUCGAUUCAGAAACGUCUGGAAACGUCUGGUUUGGGAAUCAUUGGAAAUCCUGCAGCCUCCCCCCCCCCCCCCCCCCCCACCAUCUUAUACUGAACCCCUAACCCUCGUUCCUUUGACCUGACAAGUGAAUCUUAGGGACCUCCCCCUAAAUCUCCCCACCCACAAGUUCCCUCCCUCCCUGGACAUGUAUCUCGCCCUUAAUCAAUGAGCCCACUUACCAUACACCAAGCCCCUUCAAACUGCAAACCCAACCUAUUUGCCCUAAACCCCAAUCUGACCUGUUUAUUAUCACAUCCCCUUUUAUAUUACAUCACAUCUCUUUAAACCUGACACCUUUGUCAAGCCCGACUCCCACGGUCUCAUACACAGUGCCUCAACGAUUCACUGGUCCCCACACUUCCCUGGGCAGCCCGCUGUCCUCUCCCUGCCCUCCCCUCGCUCUGAAUGGCCAUGGCAGCCUCUGCGCGGGAGCACCUGCAGUACGUGCGCCGGCGCAAUCCCCAGAUGCGCUACACGCUGAGCCCGGAGAACCUACAGAGCCUGGCCGCCCAGAACGCAGGCCCUGCCGAGCCAAUGGGCUUCCAGCGCGCCAACAGCGACACAGACCUGGUCACCUCCGACAGCCGCUCCUCGCUCACCGCCAGCACCUAUGAGUUCACGCUCGGCCUGGCGCAGGACCUCAUCAUCUCCUGGGACAUCAAGGAGGAGGUGGACGCAACGGACUGGAUCGGCCUCUACCACAUCGAUGAGAACUGCCCCUCAAAUGUGUGGGACUCAAAGAACCGCGGGGUGAAUGGCACCCAGAAGGGGCAGAUCGUGUGGCGGCUGGAGCCUGGGCCGUACUUCAUGGAGCCUGAAAUAAAGAUCUGUUUCAAGUACUACCACGGGGUGAGCGGUGCUCUGCGUGCGACGACACCCUGCAUCACCGUCAAGAACCCCGGGGUGAUGGUGGGAGCGGAGGGGCUGGCUGAAGGAGACAUGGUCGCACAGCCCUGUCGGAAACUCGUCAGCUUCACACUGUCAGAUCUCCGAGCCUUGGGCUUGAAGAAGGGCAUGUUCUUUAACCCCGACCCAUACCUGAAGAUGUCCAUCAAGCCAGGAAAGAAGAUCUCAUUCCUCACCUUCGCCCACCACGGCCAGGAGAGGCGGUCCACCAUCAUCGCCAACACCACCAACCCAGUGUGGCGCGGCGAGAAGUAUUCCUUUGUGGCCUUGCUCACUGAUGUGUUGGAGAUUGAGGUGAAGGACAAGUUCGCCAAGAGCCGACCGAUCAUCAAGCGCUUCCUGGGGAAACUCGUCAUCCCGGUCCAGAGGCUGCUGGAGAGGAAUGCCAUUGGGGAUCAGAUCCUGAGCUACAUGCUGUGCCGGCGGCUCCCCACGGACCAUGUGAGCGGGCAGCUGCAGUUCAGAGUGGAGAUCACCUCCUCUGUGCAUGAAGAUGCAUCUCCGGACACCAUGGGCACUUUCCUGGGGGCAGCGGCGGUGAACGGGGACCCGGAGAGCCCCUCUGAUGAUGAGGACCUGCCAGGGAACCCCCCCACUGCCAGGGGCCUGUCCCCCACAGGCUCGGAGGGGUCUCUGCCAGGGGAGGCAGCCCCCCAGCCCCUCUCCAGCGAGACCAGGGGGAGAGAGGAGGAGGAGCAGGAGGGCCGGCCACAGCCGGCAGAGAGCGAGUCCCCGACCCGCUGCACCCAGACCUUGCGUCAGGAAUCCCUCACUGACUACCUGGACGCUCUGGAGCCCAAACCGGGGGCCAGGGUUGAGGUGGCGGGCCCCAGUGAGAGGCCCAUCGGCGGGGCCUCCCCCAAACUGAGGAGCAGCUUCCCCACGGACACGCGGCUCAGCGCCAUGCUGCACAUCGACUCAGACGAGGAGGACGAGCAGCUGGAGGAGGAGGGGGCGGCGCUGGAGGAGGGGCUGCUGAUGCUGAACGGGGGGCUGCGGCAGCUCAAUGGCAGCAGUGAGGCCAAGGGGGAGGGAGAGAAGGAGGGAGAGGAGGAGGAGGAGGGGUUGGGCAGUCUGCACCAGCUCCUGAAAAGACUGCCCUCCACACAUCUGCUCGGGGACGACGAGGUGGAGGAGGGGGAAUCUGGAGCUGUGCAGGACCAGGACAGCGAGACCACAGAGGGGGCGGUCAGCUCGGGGAACGGCACUACGCGCCUGUCAUCCACGGCCUGCUCGUCCUCCUUCGAGAGCACACGCUUCCCAGCCUCCUUCUCACAGGAGGAAGAGAACGGGGAUGCAGCGGUCACUGCAGAUCCAGGGGGAGGGGCUUCCUCUGGGGCCACACCCCCUGCAUCCUCUGACACCCUCAAUGAAGAGGGAGGGGCCUGUGGGGGUGCGGUAGGUGGGGAGGAGCCUCAGCCAACUGUCUCGGCCAGUGAGGAAGAGGGAGAGGAGAUCUGGCAGAGGAGGCAGAGCAUGCAGGCAUCAGGGGGGGGAGAGUCUGUAGAAGAGGAAGUGAGGUCAGCAGGGACUGUGGCAGAGGCAGGGCCAGAAGGGUCUGAAGACUCGAGUCAGGGAGCAGUGGAGACAGACCGAGACGCAGACUCCCAGUCGAACGAGCACCAGCCCAUGCGCUCCCUGCCCUCUGUGCGGCAGGAGAUGGGCCGGUACCAGCGAGUGGACGAGUCGCUACCUCCCAACUGGGAGGCGCGCAUCGACAGCCACGGGCGUAUUUUCUACGUGGACCACGUGAACCGGACCACCACGUGGCAGAGGCCCACCACGCCGGCCGCCUCCCAGGUCCUGCAGAGAUCUGACUCCAUACAGCAGAUGGAGCAGCUCAACCGCAGGUACCAGAGUAUCCGCAGGACCAUAACCAACGACCGCUCGGAGGCCCAGGCUCCGGAGGCCCCCCCUGAGGACAGUGACCUGAUGCACCACACCAUCCCAGAGUACCGGCGUGACAGCACCCUACCCCCCUCCAGCUCACGCUCCCGCCUGUCCCUGCUGCUGCAGUCCCCCUCCGCCAAGUUCCUGACCAGCCCUGAGUUCUUCACCAUGUUGCAUUCCAACCCUAGUGCCUAUCGUAUGUUUACAAGCAACACGUGUCUGAAGCACAUGAUCACCAAAGUGCGCAGAGACACGCACUACUUUGAGAGAUACCUGCACAACCGUGACCUGGUGACUUUCCUCAACAUGUUCGCCAACAAGCAGCUGGAGCUGCCGCGCGGCUGGGAGAUGAAACACGACCACCAGGGCAAGCCCUUCUUCGUGGAUCACAACUGCCGCAGCACGACCUUCAUCGACCCCCGGCUGCCCCUGCAGAGCAGCCGCCCCACCAGCGUGCUGGCACACCGGCAACACCUGACCCGGCAGCGCAGCCACAGCGCAGGGGAGGUGAGCACGCGCCGCCUGGUCGGUGAUGAAUCUCGGCACUCGGGCCCCCCGGUUCUGCCACGCCCGUCCAGCACCUUCAACACAGUGAACCGGAACCAGUACCAGGACCUGGUGCCAGUGGCCUACAAUGAUAAGAUUGUGGCGUUUCUGAGACAGCCCAACAUCUUCGAGAUCCUGCAGGAGAGGCAGCCUGAGCUUGUCAGGAACCACCCGCUCAGGGAGAAGGUGCAGUUCAUCCGCAGUGAGGGCACCACAGGGCUGCUGAGACUCUCCAGCGAUGCAGACCUGGUCAUGCUUCUCAGUCUGUUUGAAGAGGAGGUGAUGUCAUACGUGCCUCCACACGCCUUACUGCAUCCCAGCUAUUGUCAGUCACCGCGGGGCUCGCCAGUCUCCUCCCCACAGAACUCUCCAGGUACCCAGAGAGCCAACGCCCGCGCCCCUGCACCCUACAAACGAGACUUUGAAGCCAAACUGCGCAACUUCUACCGGAAACUGGAGACGAAGGGCUACGGACAGGGGCCGGGGAAGUUAAAGCUCAUCAUUCGGAGAGAUCACCUGUUGGAAGACGCCUUCAAUCAGAUCAUGGGCUACUCCCGCAAGGACCUGCAGAGGAACAAGCUCUACGUCACGUUCGUGGGAGAGGAGGGGCUGGAUUACAGCGGCCCCUCGCGGGAGUUCUUCUUCCUGGUGUCCCGGGAGCUGUUCAAUCCAUACUACGGCCUGUUUGAGUACUCGGCUAACGACACCUACACCGUGCAGAUCAGCCCCAUGUCUGCCUUCGUCGACAACCAUCACGAGUGGUUCCGGUUCAGUGGCCGUAUCCUGGGCCUGGCUCUCAUUCACCAGUACCUGCUGGACGCCUUCUUCACAAGACCCUUCUACAAGGGACUGCUGAGGAUCCUCUGUGAGCUGAGUGAUCUGGAGUACCUGGACGAGGAGUUCCACCAGAGCCUGCAGUGGAUGAAGGACAACGACAUCAACGACAUGCUGGACCUCACCUUCACUGUCAACGAGGAGGUCUUCGGACAGAUCACUGAGCGUGAGCUGAAGCCAGGGGGCGCUAACAUCCCUGUGUCAGAGAAGAACAAGAAGGAGUACAUUGAGCGCAUGGUGAAGUGGAGGAUCGAGAGGGGCGUGGUCCAGCAGACUGAGAGCAUGGUCCGUGGCUUCUACGAGGUAGUGGAUGCCCGACUGGUGUCAGUGUUCGAUGCCCGGGAGCUGGAGCUGGUGAUCGCUGGCACAGCGGAGAUCGACCUGAGUGACUGGAGGAGCAACACGGAAUACAGAGGAGGUUACCAUGACAGCCACAUUGUGAUCCGGUGGUUCUGGGCAGCGGUGGAGCGGUUCAAUAAUGAGCAGAGGCUCCGGCUGUUGCAGUUUGUGACGGGCACCUCCAGCAUACCCUAUGAGGGCUUUGCUUCGCUGCGCGGGAGCAACGGACCCAGGAGGUUCUGUGUGGAGAAGUGGGGCAAGAUUACCUCGCUACCCAGAGCUCACACCUGUUUUAACCGGCUGGACCUGCCUCCCUACCCCUCCUUCUCAAUGCUGUAUGAGAAGAUGCUGACUGCGGUGGAGGAGACGAGCACCUUUGGCCUGGAGUGAGAAGCCUCCCCAACCCACCCCACCCCACCCCACCCCACCCCACCCGACCUCACCUCACCCUGCCUCCCUGCCACACACUGCUGGGUAUCUAUGGACGCAUGGGGCUCAGCAGGGACCUUCAGAGGAAUGGACCUUCCUGGAGGGGCGUCUGACAGGCUUCAGUGGAGGAGGGAGCUCUUUGGAACACUGGGGAAGAAGUAUUUUGGAUAAACAAAGCCUCACCUCAACUGAGGAGCAUAAGCCAUUAUUCUAGGAAAAUAUGGGAUUAGGAAGCAGAAUUCAGGAGAUAGGGUUUUGGAUUCAGAAAGGGGGAUUGGAAGAACGUUGGAGGGAAUUCCCCCUAAGUCAUUGCUCCCAACACCACUGUUCAGCAAGCUUGCAAUACACUCAAGAAAAGACAAGCUGGGAUUGGCUAGUACUGAAGGACACUCCUCAAUAUCAACCAACUGGGAAUCAAAGAAAAUACACCUCCACCAAUCACAGGAGCAAUGAAAGAAAGAAUACACAUAUUUUAAUAUUUAAAAAAAAAAUAUAUAUAUAUAUAUAUAUAUAUAUAUAUAUAUAUAUAUAUAUAUAUACUCACACACAAAAAUAAGUUAUGAGUAAAGCUACCAUAUUGACAUGGUCGGGCGUAUUAUGAUUUAAUUAUUUAAUUUUUUUGUUUUUAAACAAAAUGAAGACUGGGCAAUCUCUAUAUCUUUGAGCUUUGACACACAUACACGCAUACACUGGACUGCUACUUGCAUAUAAUCCUAGUACUAUUGAAUGUGUAUCAUGACACAAUCCUAUAUGAAUGCUGUCUGAAGGAAUGAUUUUAUUUUGUUGAUACCCUUAGUGCACUGUACUGUAGAGGCCCCCUCCUCUCUCUCACUCUGUGGUUUGCAGGUGCAUUCGAGGGGAGCUUGCUGUCAGAUUGGGGUUCUGAACCGUUUACUCUCAGCUCAUCGUUUUGGAAUCGGACUGACUCAAGGACGACCCUUUGGGAUCUUUUAUCUUCAUUCCACAGCAUCCUUUCUUUUGGACUUUCCUGGAUGUAUUCCUGUAACAGUUCACCCUCACACGCAGCGCCUUGCUCUUUUAAACAAUGACUGGCCCUGCCCAGUAGCAACCCGGGGGGGGCAGAUCAGAGGGUGAACCCCAAGACUCUCUGCGCUCAUUGCUGCUGCUGAAAGGUCUGGCGUCUCUGCACUGGCACACUGCAUUUAUUGUUAUGUUAAUAAGGGGUGUCCACAGGUUAAGUGGCUGAAUGUUCUGUCAGUAGAAUGAAGUGUGUGUGUGUGUGUGUGUGUGUGUGUGCGUGUGUGCGUGUGUGCAUCACACUGCUAAAGAAUUGAGGACAUUGCAUGUAUAUAUACCAAUAAAGUGAGGGCAAAAAUGACGUCACUCACUAUUGCUUUGCAGUAUGCUUUCUGAGUUGUGUUUUUUUAUUAAGGAAUCAUAAGUGAUACUGUACUGUAAUGCCCUCGCUAACAUAGUAAAGUGAACAUGUAUGUAUGUAUGUAUGCAUGUACUAUAUGUAUGUGUGUGUUCGGGUCAGUGGUUUGAGUGUCCCUGUACACCCCAGAACUGCAACAGUCUUCAUUUUCUACCUAAACCUCAGUACUGCUGCUGGCCUCUUGAGAUUAUAACACUCAUCAUCAUGGCUGCUUCAUUUGACAAUUGAACAUUUGACACUGUAAGAAAUAUACUAGUAGUUUUAGACUACAGAUGCUGUAGAUUCUUCUACUUCAGAUUCACAGCUAUGGAACAUCAAUUCUAUUGGCUUCUGUGCUCCCUGCUAAAGUGAAUUGGUUAUGCUGUACAAUUUCGGCAGAGGAUUCUACAGUGUUUAAACCGUUUGAGUGCUAUUUGGGUUCAGGAACGGCUAGUAGGACUGUACUGGGACACUGACUGGUGUGUCUGUGGUAGAAUGGGAUCCAGUCACAGGGCUGUACUGUGAGAUUACAGGAAGGGGUGCCAAAGCUAAAGCAAGGACAAACUGGAAAUGCACGGCCGCGAUUCUACUGGAGCAAAACACUGCGCUGAGCUAAGAGAUCCGAUUUCAUGAACUGCACGAAGAACAAAAAAAAAAAAUGAAAGAAAACAAGCAUUCAAAAAAAUAAGUGUUAGAACUCAAUAGAGCAUCCCGGGGUAUGAGUACCAAGACUAUAGUCCUGCUCGCUGGCCUGCGUGCGCACGGUCCACAGUCAGGGUCCUGCCCACUGGCCUGUGUGUGCACGGUCCACAGUCAGGGUCCUGCACACUGGCCUGUGUGCGCAUGGUCCACAGUCAGGGUCCUGCCCACUGGCCUGUGUGCGCACGGUCCACAGUCAGGGUCCUGCGCACGGUCCACAGUCAGGGUCCUGCACACUGGCCUGUGUGCGCACGGUCCACAGGGUCCUGCACACUGGCCUGUGUGCGCACGGUCCACAGUCAGGGUCCUGCGCACGGUCCACAGUUAGGGUCCUGGCCGCUUCCAUCUGGCUGUGCAUGUUCAUGUAUGCUGAACAGAGGGGAGGGGGGACACUCACACACCAUGCUUGCUCAGAGAGAUUUAGUAGCAAGCACCAGCAUACUUUCAAUCUCCAAAAUGCCUUUGUUAAAAAUAAAAAAAAUACAAAACAAAACCUAAAGAAAUCCCCAAAUGCUCUAUAUGUAUAUAUGUAUAAUUUGCAGUCUAUGUACCAAAGGUUUGCGGAUGACUGGCGAAGGCUGGAGCGGGCUGUGGAGAAACAAGUGGUUUACACUCAUACUGCCAACACUGGGGUCAGCACUGCCCCUCAGCCACAGCAACAUGGCAUGUGGAGUCCUGCUACCCGCAUACAACUUUAUAAAAGUGUAAUAAAGGACAGUCAAAGCAUGGGAAAGCCCAGAAAAUGUGGAAAACUAAAACUAUGGGAAACUCAUGGGAAACUCAUGGGAAAAGCACAGUAUUAAUGUGGUAAACUGUUCUAAGGGUAGGGAGGAGCAGAAAUGUGCUUCAAGUCCUAGAAAAGUUAUUCUUUGAGGGCUGUGUGGAAUUGGAACAAAUCCACACAGUUGGAGGGAAACAGCAAAUCAUUAAUUUUAAAGAAAUAUUCCUUGAAGCCAUUAUUGUUUAUUUAGUAACUGUAUUUCCAGAUUUGUUCCUGCACCACCUCUGUCUACCAACAGGUGUCGCUACUGCACAUUUAAAGGGUGCAGAAACAAGGUAAUACAGUACAUGGGAUCAUCACAUUAUCAAGAAAGCUGCAUUUGGUGGCCCCCUCUAGUUGUAUAAACUAAAGUAUAUUAUAAACCUGUAGUUUUUUUUACAGUCCUCAUCCCACAGCAGCACACUUGAAAUUGAGUGCAAUCUAGUUUGGUCUGGAAGGGGGUGGCCCUGUAUCUCGGUGUAUCCCAGUGUUGGUCAGUAUGCUCUCACGUUCAAGCAUGACGAAUAUUCACACAAAGCUCACUGUUGCCCCCUGGUGUUUGUUUACUUGUGUGGACAUUAACCACGUCACUGCUGGAGAAAAGCAUGCAGGGAAUGUCCUCUCAAUUCCAAGUGGAGGACGGGUUCAAAGACACAGGUUGUGGUUUAUGUGUGAAUUAGAAGAGGUUUCUGUGUAGUAAGGCAUCUUUGAUUCAGCCUGGGGUCUUGUGUUAGCCCCCCUCCCUCUCUUUAUAGUAAAUAAUCAGUUUUUUUUUAAUAUGAACUGAUUUGAAUCCUGUGUGCUGGGUUGCUUCAGCACUGAGGUGGAGAUGUCACUGGUAUCAGAUAUCCAUACUAUGCAAUGCUAUUUCUCCAUGGCACAGCUUGAUUGUAAAAGAACAAAGUGCUUUGUAUUAUAAAAGUGUUGGUUGUGGGCUCUGUAGGGGAUGGUGGUGAGUCGCCUGGAUUUCUUUUGGGGGGAGAGGAGUGGGGGGUGCUGGUGAAUGAUCGGCAGGAUUUCGUUUCGCAGGGGUGGUGGUGAUGGAAUGAGAUUUUUGCACAUGACUGAUAUUAUUUUUUGUUGUCCCACGUAGUUGAAUAAUUCAUUUAAGGCGGGGGGGGGGGGGGGGGGGGGGUUAAAGCCCUAAAACUACCCCCUAGCUACGCCACUGCACCCAGUCCCUCAGUUCUAACCACUAGAUCACACUGCCUCCCUCCCAGUCCCUCAGCUUUAACCACUAGACCACACUGCCUCCCUCCCAGUCCCCCA
This is a messenger RNA of Acipenser ruthenus (sterlet), 9942 nucleotides long. RefSeq names its product E3 ubiquitin-protein ligase HECW2. The record is from RefSeq and is a predicted model, not a curated record. Gene Ontology annotation, biological process: regulation of dendrite morphogenesis. Bases 1301 to 5800 code for a protein of 1499 amino acids. Gene Ontology annotation, molecular function: protein binding; ubiquitin-protein transferase activity. NCBI's taxonomy places the organism in Eukaryota, Metazoa, Chordata, Actinopteri, Acipenseriformes, Acipenseridae. The transcript is spliced from 30 exons.